Molecule: messenger RNA, 1898 nt
Organism: Lutra lutra (Eurasian river otter)
Lineage: Eukaryota; Metazoa; Chordata; Mammalia; Carnivora; Mustelidae
Gene: CNBD2
Product: cyclic nucleotide binding domain containing 2
Biological process (GO): spermatogenesis
Molecular function (GO): cAMP binding
Source: RefSeq, a predicted model, not a curated record
GAGAGAAACUCCUACCUUGCCACCAAGGGAAGCUAUUUGUUUCUAAUAUAAGUAGAUUGUUUGGGAAGGAUCUGUGGUCCUACCCUUGAAAGGCAAAGGGGCUAGUUGUGCCAUUUGCCAGUCAGGAACCAUGAGGAGAUAUAUGGUGUCUUAUACUUGGCAGAUCUUGAAGAAGGAACUGGGGCUGUACCAGCUCACCAUGGAUAUCAUUGUGAUGAUCCGAGUGUGUAAAAUGUUCCGCCAGGGCCUCAGGGGAUUCCGGGAAUAUCAGAUCAUGGAGACUGCUCACAGAAAGCACCCUAUCUUUUCCUUCUGGGAUAAAAGGAGGCAAGGCCGAAUCAUGUUUGAUACUAUGGACUUUGUUGCAGAGGAGGGUCACUUCCCUCCAAAAGCCAUGCAGAUCACACAGAAGCUGCCUUCCUGGAGGACGGAGCCUGAGAUCCAGGCCCUCUGUAACCUCCUGCAGGUCUUGGACAGCUACCGUAACUACUCAGAGCCCCUGCAGCUGCUCCUGGCCAAGGUCAUGCGCUUUGAACGGUUUGGGCGCAGGCGCGUGAUUGUCAAGAAGGGACAGAGGGGCAACAGCUUUUAUUUCAUCUACCUGGGCACGGUCGCGGUGACUGAGGAUGACGAUGGCAGCAGCGCCUUCCUGGACACCCACCCCACAUUGUUGCACAAGGGCGACUGUUUUGGGGAACUGGGCAUUCUGACUCCUUCACUAAGGAGGGCCACUGUGGUCUGUAUGGAAGAAACAGAAUUCCUCGUUGUCGACAGGGAAGAUUUCCUUGAGAAUAAGCUGGACCAGGAAUUCCAAAAGGAUGCUCAGGAUCGAUUUGAAUUUUUUAGGAAGAUGGAUCUGUUUGAGUCAUUGUCUGACGAGAAGCUCUGGAAGCUUGUAGCCCUGGGGAAGGUGGAGAAGUUCUCUUAUGGGCAGCUGAUCUCAAAAGAUUUCAUGGAAUUGUCCUCCAUCAUGUUUAUCAGCAAGGGCAGCUGUGAAGUGCUGCGUCUAAUAGACCUCGGGACCCCUCGGCCUUUCUACUACAAGUGGGUCUGGCAGCAUCUGGAGCUGAUAGACGGCAGACCUCUGCAGACCCACCUCAGUGAAUCUUCUCCUGUGGAGAGAUUUAAGGAAUUUCAGAUCAAAUCAUAUCCUGUACAGGACUUCAGCUUUCUGAAACUUAAGCACCUCCAGAACUCCUGGGAGCAAGAGGGGACCAGCUUCAGUAGGCAGAUUAACAUCCCGGGAAAUUCUUUUCCGAAGAUGUGGGGCCCAAAGAUCAAGUCCAGGGAUCCUCAUUCACUUCAGUGUUCCCUGAUCAGUACCAAGUAUGGUGAUCUCCCCGAGGAGGCUGCAGUGGGCGCCUACAUCAAGAUCCACACUGUGGAGGAAGGAGACACUGUGGGUCUUCAGCAGAUACUCCUCCCGGAGAACCAGCUUGACAUUCGGCCCUUGAUCCUGGUGAGCCUGGGAGCUGAGGUGAUACGGGUGACGAAAGAAAAAUUUUGUGAACUGAUGGACAGCAAGGUAACAGAGAAGUUGUCCAGGCUCAAGGUCAACUACCCCAGUGAUGAAGAUUUGUGCCGGAAGUUCCUUCAGGAGAACAGCUGGAAUAUCUUUCGGAAGGACCUACUGCGGCUGCUGGUGAAGCCUCGCCAGCGUCCGCCGUUCACCCCAAUCCGGCCUAAGAAGAAAGGGAGCUGCAGCCCCAAGUCUCUGAUUCUGGAUUUGUGUAGCCUCAACAAGGAGACUAAACCUUGUCAUUCCAUUUUUAUGGCAUCCCGGAAAUACCUGCCCCCAUUGAGGAUCGUCCAAGCCAUCACAACACCCCGAUAUAAAAUCCAAGAACUCCUGCCUCAGUAUAAGAAUGCAGGAGUCCUUGUUUAGACCUAAUAAAAGA